This is a messenger RNA of Oldenlandia corymbosa var. corymbosa, 1887 nucleotides long. The record is from the annotation of a GenBank genome assembly. NCBI's taxonomy places the organism in Eukaryota, Viridiplantae, Streptophyta, Magnoliopsida, Gentianales, Rubiaceae.
AAAGAAUAAAAGGAAAUUAAGAUGGCAGCAGUCCCAAAUUUCUUCUUCGCCAUAAUUGUUUCAUUUUUGUGCUUCAGUCCUUCCCAUGCAGCUGAACUAAAAAAUCAUAUUCCCACAGUAAUCCUUGGCUUAAGUCAUGCAAAGGCCAUCCUUCCAACCCCAAAAUCUACUUCUUAUUCAAAGACCAAACCAUCUGAAAUGCAAGACAUGAUGGAACCAUUGAGAGAGAUUAGAGAUGGAUACUUGAUAUCCCUCAAUAUAGGCACACCUACGCAAGUUAUCCAAGUCUAUAUGGAUACUGGCAGUGAUCUUACUUGGGUUCCUUGUGGAAAUCUCUCUUUUACUUGUAUCGAAUGCGACGAUUACAAGAAUAGCAACACCAUGGCUGCUAGUUUCUCUCCUUCUUCUUCUUCUUCUUCCCUCAGAGAUUCCUGUUCGAGUCCCUCUUGUAUAGACAUCCAUAGCUCUGAUAAUUAUUAUGAUCCUUGCAUAAUUGCUGGUUGCUCUUUGAGUACUUUGUUAAAGUCCACAUGCUCAAGACCAUGCCCUUCAUUUGCUUAUACAUAUGGAGAAGGAAUUGUUACAGGAAUCCUGACUCAGGAUACCCUAAGAGUCCAUGGAAGUAGUAGCAAUCCUUCUGGAGGUACUAAUGUUUUUCGCGAAAUUCCUAGGUUUCGAUUUGGUUGUGUUGGAACAACUUAUAGGGAGCCAUUAGGAAUAGCUGGAUUUGGUAAAGGUCAUCUCUCCCUCCCUUCACAAUUAGGUUUUCUUCAAAAGGGCUUCUCCCAUUGUUUCUUGCCAUUCAAGUUUGCUAAUAACCCUAACAUUUCAAGCCCUCUAGUACUAGGUGAUCAAGCCAUUUCCUCAAAAGAUCAAAUGCAAUUUACCCCAAUGUUGAAAUGUCCCAUGUUCCCAAACUUCUAUUACAUUGGCUUAGAGGCAAUAACUCUAACCAACAUCAAUACCUCAUCACCUGAAGUCCCUGUGAGCCUGAGAGAGUUCGAUUCCAAUGGCAAUGGCGGCAUGUUGAUUGACUCAGGAACAACCUAUACUCAUCUCCCUGAGCCACUUUACACAAACCUACUCAAUGCCCUUGAAUCCAUGAUCACUUACCCUAGGGCAAAAGAAGUCGAAACGAGGAGUGGAUUUGACCUUUGCUAUAGGAUCCCAUGCCUGAAUAACAAUGCUCUAGAAGACAAUGAUGGACUUCCCUCCAUAACUUUCCAUUUCUUGAAUAACUUAAGCCUUCCAUUGCCACAAGGAAACAGCUUUUAUCCAAUGAAUGCACCAGCCAAUGCCAGCGUGGUGAAAUGCUUGUUGUUCCAAAGUAUGGAUGACUAUGAAGGUGGACCAGCUGGAGUGUUUGGCAGUUUCCAACAGCAGAAUAUGGAAGUUGUGUAUGAUUUGGAGAAAGAAAGGAUUGGUUUUCAACCAACUGAUUGCACCUUGGCGGCGGCUUCUCAUGGAUUGGCCAAAGUUUAGUACUUUUAUAAUGAAUAACAUAUCUGCCACCUUUGGAGAAAAUUGAAGAAAUUAUGGAGAAAAAAGAAGUGGAAAGUCUGGUGGAAGCAGAUUAAUGUAGACUUCCAGAUUUGGAAGUUAUCAACUGACUUUGGCUGCUUUUGGAUAUUUCUGUUCAGCUCCUUUUGUGUUUAUGUGUUUUCGUGAAUUAAUAUAAGUUGGUUGCAUGUGUGUGAAUAAUUACAUUUUACAUCAGCGCCUGUAUAACAAAUAUAACUUUUAUUUUGAGUCAGUAAAACCUCUAAGGAACUUUGCAUGUAUUAAUAUUAAUGCUUAUAGACCUACAGUACCAUACAUGUUAAACACUCACAAUAAACUAGUCGUGUAGUUCAGUUGCAUAAGGCCAAAAUCUGCUUCGACGAUCAG